CAGUGGGCGUGGCUUGGUGACGCAUUGCGGCUCGGAGUUGAUCCUCGGUCGGCGCGUGUGUCUGUGAACGCCGCGGCACUGACAAGAGUUCACCAAUCGCUUAAAUCAUUACUUCAACAUGCAUCAUGACGAGAGCAAAAUUUCCUCCACGGCUGCGUUUGAAUCAUCGCUUGUAAACAUGGCAGAGGUUAGACGGAGGUGAGCCCCGGAUCGUGCUCGCUUUACUGAUCCGAUUCAUCCGCUUGUUCUAGUGGAUCGUUUCGAACCGACACGGUUUUGAAAACACGGGAUUAUGAUGACAGCCGGACAAGACGAGAGUUCAGUUCGCGUCGCGCUGAGGAUCCGUCCCCAGCUGGCAAGAGAAAAGAUAGAGGGAUGUCACAUAUGUACAUUUGUUACCCCUGGCGAGCCCCAGGUAAUUCUGGGAAAGGACAAGGCCUUCACAUUCGAUCACGUGUUUGACAUGGACACCGAGCAGGACACCAUCUAUGCUAAUUGCACAGAGAAGUUGAUCGAAGGCUGCUUUGAGGGCUAUAAUGCCACUAUUUUUGCCUAUGGACAGACUGGUUCGGGGAAGACGUACACGAUGGGCACUGGCUUUGAUGUGAGUAUACUAGAAAGCGAGCUGGGAAUCAUCCCACGAGCAGUCAGUCACCUUUUCAAAGGCAUCGAGCAGAGAAAGCAGGCCGCAACAGAACAAGGACGCCCUGUGCCCGAGUUCAAGAUUAAUGCCCAGUUCCUGGAGUUGUAUAAUGAGGAGGUUCUGGAUCUCUUUGACUCUACACGUGAUAUUGAGACCCGAAAACAGAAAUCUCACAUUAAGAUCCAUGAAGAUGCCACUGGAGGCAUUUAUACCGUGGGAGUGACGACACGCACAGUUUCUUCAGAGGCUGAAAUGAUGCAGUGUUUGAAACUGGGUGCUCUCUCACGCACUACAGCAAGCACACAAAUGAACGUACAGAGCUCUCGCUCGCAUGCCAUCUUCACCAUCCACCUGUGUCAAGUGCGUGUGUGCACACCUUCAGACAAUAUUGACAAUGAGACUGAGACUGAUAACCGUCUGGCCAAUGGCUCAUCUGACAUGGAUGAGUUUGAGACGCUAACAGCGAAGUUCCACUUUGUGGAUCUGGCAGGUUCAGAGCGGCUUAAGAGAACCGGUGCCACUGGGGAAAGAGCCAAAGAAGGUAUCUCCAUCAAUUGUGGACUGCUGGCGUUGGGAAAUGUUAUCAGUGCUUUAGGAGACAGAAGCAAACGAUCGACACACGUGCCUUACCGUGACUCCAAACUUACUCGCCUUCUCCAGGAUUCUUUAGGUGGCAACAGCCAAACAGUGAUGAUCGCCUGUAUAAGUCCAUCAGACCGGGACUUCAUGGAGACCCUGAACACCCUGAAGUAUGCUAACCGAGCACGUAACAUUAAGAACAAAGUGGUGGUGAAUCAGGACAAAGCCAGUCAGCAGAUCAGCGCACUGAGAACGGAAAUUGCACGGCUGCAGAUGGAGCUGAUGGAGUAUCGUACAGGCAAGCGUAUGGUUGGUGAGGAUGGACUGGAGAGCAUCAAUGACAUGUAUCAUGAGAACUCCAUGCUGCAGACAGAGAACCAGAACCUACGUGUGCGUGUCAAAGCCAUGCAGGAAACCAUCGAUGUCCAGCGAGCUCGCCUCACUCAGCUCCUCAGCGAUCAGGCUAAUCAGGCUCUCGCUAAAGCCGGGGAAGGCAGCGAAGAAAUUGGGAAUAUGAUACAGAAUUACAUCAAAGAGAUUGAAGAUUUGAGGGCAAAAUUGUUGGAAAGUGAAGCAGUGAAUGAGAAUCUGAGGAAGAAUCUGUCCCGCGCGUCCACUAGGACGUCUUUCUACGGAGGGACCGCAGCGUUCUCUCUCGGCCCUGACCCGUCUCAAGAGACCUCAGAUAUCAUCGAGUUGGCUAAGAAGGAUCUGGAGAAACUGAAAAGGAGAGAGAAGAAGAAAAAGAAAAGGCUCCAGCAACUGCUGGAGGAGAGGAGAGUGGAAGAGGAAGAGGAGAUGGAGGUGGAGGAAGACAGUGUUGUAAAGGAAGAAAUCCCUGAUAAUGAGCAAGAGAAGGGGAAUGAGAGAGAGCAGCUCGAGCCAGCGAGUGAGGAGCCAGAGCAGGAGGUUCAGGAAGGCAGUGAUCAUGAGGAGGCUGAGGAGGAAGAAGAGGAGGAGGAAGAUGAGGAGAUGGAUGCUGAUGAGAGUUCAGAUGAUUCAGACUCCGAGUUGGAUGAGAAAGAGAACUUCCAGGCAGAUUUGGCUAACAUCACCUGUGAGAUUGCCAUCAAGCAGAAGCUAAUCGACGAGCUGGAGAACAGCCAAAGACGUCUUCACACCCUUAAACAGCAAUAUGAGCAAAAACUCAUGAUGCUGCAAAGCAAGAUACGUGACACACAGCUAGAGAGAGAUCGUGUGCUACAGAACAUGGGCACCGUGGAAUCCUGUACUGAGGACAAGGCUAAGAAAAUAAAGUCAGAGUAUGAGAAGAAACUAAGCAUUAUGAAUAAAGAACUGCACAAACUACAAGCCGCCCAGAAAGAACACGCUCGCCUGCUUAAGAACCAGUCGCAGUACGAGAAGCAGCUCAAGAAACUUCAACAGGAAGUGGUGGAAAUGAAGAAAACCAAAGUGCGGCUGAUGAAGCAAAUGAAGGAGCAGCAGGAGAAGAACCGGCUGACAGAGUCACGCAGGAAUCGUGAGAUUGCCACACUGAAGAAGGACCAGAGAAAACAGGAGCACCAGCUGAAACUGCUUGAGGCCCAAAAGAGGCAGCAAGAGCUCAUACUGCGAAGGAAGACUGAGGAGGUGACUGCUCUGAGACGGCAGGCUCGGCCCAUUUCAGGAAAGAUGAACAGGAAGGUCCUCCUACCCGAGAGUGUACAGGACUCUGCUCACAGGAUGUCCAGCACACGUGCACACACAGGAUCAGGAGCUCCAAACGGAACCAGCAGACUGUACCAUCGUAGACCCGUUGGGAUUUAUUCCACCCGUGUAGCACGCAUUAAAUGGCAGAGUCUGGAACGGCGUAUGUCCGACAUCAUUAUGCAGCGCAUGACUAUCUCCAACAUGGAGGCAGAUAUGAAUCGCCUUCUCAAGCAACGGGAGGAUCUGACACGGCGGAGAGACAAGCUAUGCAGAAAGAAGGAGAAGAUGGCUGCAGAGGGCCCUGAAGCUGAAAAGGCCAUACAGACUCUGAACGAGGAAUUGGAGUCCCUGUUGGCCAACAUUGACUACAUCAAUGAUAGCAUUGCUGACUGUCAGGCCAACAUCAUGCAGAUGGAGGAGGCGAAGGAGGAGGGAGAGACGAUGGAUGUUUCAGCUGUGAUCAGCUCCUGCACCCUUUCAGAGGCUCGUUUCCUCUUGGAUCAUUUUAUGUCCAUGGCUAUCAAUAAGGGGCUACAUGCUGCCCAGAAGGAGUCUCAGAUCAAGGUGAUGGAGGGCCGACUCAAGCAGACUGAGAUCAACAGCGCCACUCAGAACCAGUUGCUAUUCCACAUGUUGAAGGAGAAGGCAGAGUUUAAUCCAGAGCUGGAUGCACUGCUUGGGAACGCACUCCAAGAGCUAGGUAACAUGCCUGUGGAGAAUGAAGAUGACAGUAGCAGUGAUGAAUCAACACAGAGUCCUGCAACAGAUGGAAACACUAUGGCUUCUGACCUCUUGAAGCUCUGUGGAGAGACCAAGUCCAGGAGUAAGGCUCGCAGAAGAACCACCACACAAAUGGAGUUGCUCUAUGCAAACAGCUGUGAGCCUGAAGCACCAAGUGGAGAAUUCACCAGCCCUCUCCAGCCAAUGGCUGAAACUCCUGAAGGUGGCACGGAGGAGUCUUUGAGCAGUACUCUCAGGGACUACAUGCUCCCUGCUGCUGCCUUAUCCUCUAGAAUGGGUGGCAUAAACUCUGGCUCCAGACCUCCGUCAGGGCUGGAAAAGCGAGUGCCGGAAGCCUCCCCUCUCACCCGCAGGAAGACCUAUGACAAGGGACAAGCAUCAGCCGACAGGGCUAAAGUCCAAGAUAUCAAACAAGGAGUGAUAAACCCAGUGCCUGUGUCGAAGAGCAAUCGUGGAGGCACUCUGCAGUGUGUGCAUGUGGCUGAGGGCCACAGCAAAGCCGUGCUGUGUGUGGACUCCACUGAUGAUCUCCUCUUUACUGGAUCUAAAGACCGUACAUGUAAGGUGUGGAAUUUAGUGACUGGGCAGGAAAUCAUGUCUCUGGGUGGUCAUCCUAACAACGUGGUGUCAGUACGCUACAGCUCCAGCAUGGUGUUCACCGUCUCCACCUCCUACAUCAAAGUGUGGGACAUCCGUGAAUCAGCAAAGUGCAUCCGCACCCUCACAUCCUCUGGGCAAGUGAGCGCGGGCGAUGCGUGUGCAGCUAACACCAGCCGAACGGUGACUACAGCCUCUGGAGAAAACCAGAUCAACCAGAUCGCCCUCAACCCUACAGGCACAGUGCUGUACGUGGCAGCUGGCAACUCCGUCCGCAUGUGGGACCUGAGAAGGUUUGUCUCAACAGGAAAACUUACAGGUCAUCUAGGCCCAGUCAUGUGUUUGACUGUGGAUCACUCUGGCAACAACCAAGAUCUGGUCAUCACCGGCUCUAAGGAUCACUACAUCAAGAUGUUUGAUGUAACCGAAGGAGCUCUAGGCAGCAUCAUUCCUACGCAUAACUUUGAGCCUCCGCACUAUGAUGGCAUCGAGUCGGUGGUGGUCCAGGGAGACUGUCUGUUCAGUGGCUCCAGGGACAAUGGAAUCAAAAAAUGGGACCUGGCUCGCAAAGACCUACUGCAGCAAGUCCCUAAUGCUCAUCGGGACUGGGUGUGUGCACUUGGCGUCGUGCCAGGUUCUCCUGCCCUGCUGAGUGGCUGUAGAGGAGGAGUGUUGAAGCUUUGGCAUACAGACACACUGAGCGCGCUCGGAGAACUCAGGGGACAUGAGAGCCCCAUCAACAGCAUCUCCACUAACAGUAACUUAUUGUUUACUGCAUCUGAUGACCGAACAGUGAAGAUCUGGCGUGCAAGAGAACGUCUGGACAGCACCGACAUGACUGACGUUACAGAUGAACCUGGCAGCAACUGACCGUCCUCUCAUGUAUCAUGUGGCUAACUGCACCUUGUACUCUGCCCUCACCCACUAAAACAGGACGCCUGACGUAUACCAACAUAGAAGAAUAAUGCCUGAAUAAAAUUGGAUGUAAAACAGACUGGAAUCUGUGACGUCCCCACAGCCACUGUUCCUGUGUGGCCUUGAAAUGUGUCUUAAAAUUGGAUCAAUGCUAUGGAAGAUAGCUAAAGCCAAUCAGUACAAAGUAAAUCUCCUUUAGACUCUGCAGCUUCUCUGUAUUGAUCCCGAUUAACGCCUUGGAGAACCCUGCUUCACGGGGUUUAGCUGGAUGUGAUGAGAGAAGGAACCGGACUGUCUGUAGCUGGCCUCAGUAGGCCGGUUCUCUGACCUUGUUUAUAAACUAGUGCUUCUAGACCUUUGCACAAGCACUGGGCGCUUUACACACAUGAUGCAUACUGAGUAGCCAUAGCUUUGCAUUAAGUGGACUAACUGGAAUCACCAUGCCUUUAAACUUUGCCUAUAUGUUUGAGCCUGAAAAUCAUUGGUGACCAAAGUGUGGAGCUCAGCUGUACUACAAUCAUUAACUUAUUAACAAGUCUAAUAAUAAUAAUAAUAAUAAUAAUAAUAAUAAUAAUAAUAAUAAUAAUAAUAAUAAUAACAAUAAUAAUGCAUUCUGUAGAUAUAGUAUUUCUUUUUCCUUCUGUUUUUGUCUUAAGACCUACUCUAGCUAGAAUAGUUUUACUUGGGAAGGUACUCUAAUGAGUUUUUAGACUACUGUCAAGUUAUGGUGAUUACUCUACCAUGAAGAUCAAGAUCGAGCAUAUUACCAUCUGUGAUUUGUCAACCAUAGCUCUCCCACAGUCAUGUUAGUUCUCUAGUUAAUGUAUUAACUAAUCCUGGGAGAAGUGUGCGAUCUUAUUGUUAUUUGGUUGAGGUCCCUGUGGCAUUAUUCUGAUAUAGAUAUCCAGGAUAUAACAUGUCAAUCCUUUCAGUGCUAAUUAUAGGAAAAUUACACAGUUGCUUUACCCUGACCAUCAAAAUCCCCUAAAACCACAUUUAUGGACCUACUUAAAUAAAUCAAGUCCUGCUCGAUAUGCCUAUUUUAUCAAGCAUUCACUAGCUUUCGUGUUAAAUGUCUUCAAGUCUUCUUGAUAACACCUGGCUGAUGAUAUGCUAGCGUUGACACACUUAACUAGUUCCUGUACGGUGCAUUUAUGUGGAUAUAAGAGGAGUGCAGUGGUCUCUGUGUGCUGAUGUACUGCUUCUGUUUCAGUCACAAUUAAUCAUAUUCAUCUUUGGCACAAAUACAUAUAUAUCCUGAGUAGUGUUGAUGUACAUAGUUACAGUAGAUAACUCCAGUAUGUUGUGCAGUCAUGUCUUAGCAUGUAGCUAACUAACAAAUAGCCUUGGAUUAUAAUCAGAAACAGUAGACCAGGUUGUGAGAAUGACUGCAGUGUAUCUGUUUAACUCUCUCUUUCUGAAGGACAGAACUGUGUAGUGACAGGUCGAGUUAUUUUGCUCACUAGAUGUGUUUGUGAUGUUCUGGUCUUUUGUUGGGGUUGUAGCUGAAUGACAUGUUAGCAAGCUAAAUGUCAGAUACCACAUAAAUUAAAUGCCAUCUGUCAGAAUCCCACGCCACUAUGUGUGCGUGUGUGUGUGCGUCCGUGUGUGCGUUUGUAUGUGUGUGUGCGUGCAUGUGUAAGUUAUUGUAAGGGCAAAUAUGUGGUGAAAUAUGACCCACUGGACACUGCAAAUAGCUUCUGCCAAGCUGUUGUGGGAAUUUGUGUGGCCCGAACCUUGGUUUUGCAGUGAAGUCGUGCCUAACCCUUGUGUGAUCUCUGUGGCUGUAAAGCAUUUUGUCCACUGGAGGGAGGUCUUGUACCUCUGUUCUUCUAACACUCUAAACGAUCUUAUUAAAUAGAUCUUUUAUUUGUGUCUUUAAGUCCGGCUUAUACUUGAAGAAUCAGCCGUGUGGACACUUGUACUUUUGUAAAAAUCUGUGUUUUUCAUCAGCAUACAGGUGCUUGUCUGCUGUCUCGCUUUGCUCUCAAUAUUAUUAUAAUGUGGCUGCACCUGCGUUCAGGACAGUGUAGUGGCUGAAUAAAAGGCUAGCCUGUCAUUCUAUGCCAGCUGCUCGUUCUAAGGCAUAGUCCUCAUUACAAAAGCAUGAACAUCACGGAGAAGGUGAAAUAUUUAUCACUUCGAUGCACUUGUGACAACUUUAU
Messenger RNA from Tachysurus fulvidraco (yellow catfish), 7290 nucleotides. It is a transcript of the gene kif21a, whose product is annotated as kinesin family member 21A. Gene Ontology annotation, molecular function: microtubule motor activity; ATP binding; microtubule binding. NCBI's taxonomy places the organism in Eukaryota, Metazoa, Chordata, Actinopteri, Siluriformes, Bagridae. The record is from RefSeq and is a predicted model, not a curated record. Bases 293 to 5080 code for a protein of 1595 amino acids. Gene Ontology annotation, biological process: microtubule-based movement; mitotic spindle organization. The transcript has 35 exons.